Messenger RNA from Prunus armeniaca (apricot), 243 nucleotides. The record is from the annotation of a GenBank genome assembly. Lineage: Eukaryota; Viridiplantae; Streptophyta; Magnoliopsida; Rosales; Rosaceae.
AUGGUCUCUAAUAUGUCUGUAUUAAGCUGGAACGUGUGGGGGCUUGGUAACCGUCGUAUGUUCCGUGUUCUCAGAAACCUUUUACAAAACAAAACACCAGAUAUUGUUUUCCUUACUGAGACUCGUAUGACUGUUGUCCAGAUGGGCGGAUUGGUCCAAAGACUUGGUGUGGUUGGAGUCCUCUGUGUUCCCCAUGAACCGUUCUCUGGUGGUCUCUGUAUUCUUUGGAAGCCUGGUUUAUAG